Molecule: messenger RNA, 333 nt
Organism: Blumeria graminis f. sp. triticale
Lineage: Eukaryota; Fungi; Ascomycota; Leotiomycetes; Helotiales; Erysiphaceae
Source: the annotation of a GenBank genome assembly
AUGAAAUUAAUUCUUCCACAUCUCGCUAUUGCGCUCUUGGGCGUUGUAACGCCAGCACUUGCUGUGAUGUAUGACUGUUCUGGGGUCUUGAUUGACGGGUCUGACGUGGCGGCACAAAUGGAAAUAUGGACCCGACAAUUUAAAUCAUUUACAUCCACACUUGAAGAUGGUACAAAUAAAAGCUACAAAUACUUCAAAAUCUCUCCCAGACGUCAUUUUACUGAAAUCAAAACAGAAUAUCGUUGUUUUAUUGACACAGAUGAUCCCAAACCCGAUGUGCGGGAAUGGAACGGAGAAACAUGGGCGCCGUGUACUCGUCAAUCACAGGAUUAA